Messenger RNA from Lathyrus sativus (Indian pea), 1962 nucleotides. The record is from the annotation of a GenBank genome assembly. NCBI's taxonomy places the organism in Eukaryota, Viridiplantae, Streptophyta, Magnoliopsida, Fabales, Fabaceae.
AUGAUCUCCGUUACUGACGCUCUUCAAACGGUUCUUAACGCCGCUAAGCGUCUUCCCCCAAUUUCCGUUUCACUUCACGACGCCCUUGGCAAGGUCUUAGCACAAGACGUUCGCGCUCCUGAUCCUUUACCUCCUUACCCCGCUUCCACCAAGGACGGUUAUGCGGUUAUAGCUGCAGACGGGCCCGGUGAAUACCCGGUGAUUGCUGAAUCAAGAGCUGGUGACGAUGCGUUUGGUGUUACCGUCGUUCCCGGAACUGUCGCUUACGUAACUACCGGAGGACCUAUACCUGAUGGUGCUGAUGCGGUUGUUCAGGUUGAAGAUACUGAAAAAGUCAACAAUACUUCAGAUGAGGUUGAAAGGGUCAGAAUAUUGGUGAAAACUAUACAAGGCAAUGAUAUACGCCCGGUGGGAGUUGAUAUACAAAAAGAUGAAGUGGUCUUAACAUCUGGAGAAAUAUUAGGUGCUUCUGAGAUUGGCUUGCUUGCUACAGUUGGUGUGACAACAGUAAAGGUGUAUCCUACUCCAAUUGUUGCUGUUCUUUCUACCGGCGAUGAGCUUGUAGAGCCAUCUACUGGGCAUCUGGGUCGUGGCCAGAUUAGGGACUCUAAUCGUGCCAUGCUUCUGGCAGCCGCAGUACUACAUCAGUGCAAAGUUGUGGACCUUGGUAUUGCUAAGGAUGAUGAAGAUUGCCAGGGAAGGAUCUUGGAUAAGGCUUUUGCUUCUGGAAUUGACAUUCUCAUAACUUCAGGAGGUGUUUCGAUGGGAGACAAAGAUUUUAUUAGGCCUUUGCUUGAAAAUCGAGGAAAAGUUCAUUUCGAUAAGGUGUGUAUUAAACCAGGCAAGCCAUUUACUUUUGCAGAGAUUGGUUCUCAAUCAACAGAAAGUAAAAUUCUAGCUUUUGGGCUACCGGGAAAUCCCGUCAGCUCUUCAGUAUGCUUUCAUCUUUUUGUGGUCCCUGCUAUACGCCAUCUCGCUGGGUGGACUAAUCCUCAUCGUCUGAGGGUGCAAGCUCGGCUUCAACAGCCCAUAAAGACAGAUCAAUUUAGACCAGAAUAUCAUCGCGCCACUGUUAUAUGGACUCACAAUGAUGGAACAGGCAGCCCUGGUUUUAUUGCCGAAAGCACUGGUCAUCAGAGGAGUAGUCGACUACUUAGCAUGAAGUCAGCUAAUGCCUUGUUGGAGUUUCCAGCAACAGGCCGUGUUGUAUCUGCUGGGACCUCAGUGGCAGCUAUCAUAAUUUCCAACCUAAAACCUGUGAGUUUUGGCAAGAAUCAUACAUCAUCAGACCCAACCUCAGCUUUGCCAGGAAUUAAACCAGAUAAAGUAACUACAGAUUCUUCUGGGGGUGUUGACCUCAGAGUGGCUAUUCUUACAGUAAGUGACACAGUUGCUGCAGGGGCUGGCCCAGAUCGAAGUGGUCCUAGGGCAGUUUCUGUUGUUAAUUCCUCUUCAGAAAGGCUAGGAGGUGCCCGGGUUGUAGCAACUUCUGUUGUUCCAGAUAAUGUGGCAAAAAUUCAGGACAUUCUUAGAAGAUGGAGCGAUGAUGAACAAAUGGAUCUUAUAAUUACUUUAGGUGGGACUGGCUUUACCUCACGAGAUGUAACACCGGAAGCUACAAAAGAGUUGAUUGAAAAAGAAACACCUGGUCUUUUGUAUGUAAUGAUGCAAGAGAGUUUAAAGGUGACUCCCUCGGCAAUGCUUUCACGCUCUGCAGCUGGAAUCAGAGGAUCCACCUUGAUCAUUAACAUGCCGGGAAACCCGAAUGCUGUUGCUGAAUGUAUGGAGGCUUUAUUGCCAGCACUUAAGCACGGUCUUAAGCAGCUCAGGGGAGACAAGAGAGAGAAACAUCCUCGUCACAUUCCUCACGCCAAUGCAGUUCCUACUGAUAUUUGGGAACAGAGUUAUUUGUCAGCCACUGGUGGUGGGGGCUCUGAGGUUUCUUGUUCCUGUUGUAAGUAA